GAGCAAAAAAAAAAAAAAAACCGCAAAGCUCUACCGACAUCCGUUGUGUGUCCUCCGGGCCACCGUCGUUCUCCGACAUAUUGUCUGCGGACAGCAAAUUCUGGAAGGGAGGGAGAGUCCUGAGAUUAAAAAUUAUUUAAGCGCAGGACAGAUAGAGACGUCAAUAGAAAUCGCAGCAAGAAUGGAAACCACAGCAAGUCCUGCGAAAGACAACUACAGAAUGAAUCGGUACAAGAACAAAGCCCUCAACCCAGAGGAGAUGCGCAGGAGGAGGGAGGAGGAGGGGAUUCAGCUGCGGAAACAGAAACGAGAAGAGCAGCUGUUCAAAAGAAGAAACGUGGAGUUGAUCAGUGAUGAGGCGGGCAUGUUUGACAGUCCAUUGAUGGACUCCAUCGUCAGCUCAACCACAGCUGGGGACGGUGUUAUUACAAGAGACAUGGUCGAGAUGCUUUUUUCAGAGGAUCCCGAGCUUCAGCUAGCCACAACCCAGAAAUUCAGAAAACUGCUGUCUAAAGAGCCAAACCCACCGAUUGAUGAAGUCAUUAACACCUCCGGGGUAGUGGAGAGGUUUGUCGAAUUCCUGAAGAAGAGCGACAACUGCACAUUACAGUUCGAAGCAGCGUGGGCUUUGACAAACAUUGCAUCCGGAACCUCCCAACAGACCAAAAUAGUGAUUGAGGCUGGGGCAGUGCCUAUCUUCAUUGAGCUUCUCAACUCAGACUUUGAGGACGUACAGGAACAGGCAGUGUGGGCCCUUGGUAACAUUGCUGGAGACAGUGCUGUGUGCAGAGACUAUGUGCUGAACUGCAACAUCCUUCAGCCACUAUUACUGUUACUUACCAAGUCCACUAGGCUGACUAUGACCAGAAAUGCAGUCUGGGCCUUGUCUAACCUGUGCAGAGGAAAGAGCCCCCCUCCAGACUUUGACAAGGUGUCACCGUGUCUGCCAGUGCUGUCCCGGUUGCUGUUCAGCAGCGAUCCUGAUUUGUUAGCAGAUGCCUGCUGGGCCCUCUCCUAUCUCUCCGAUGGGCCAAACGACAAAAUCCAGGCUGUGAUUGACUCUGGGGUCUGCAGACGACUAGUGGAACUUCUGAUGCACACUGAUUAUAAAGUUGCAUCCCCUGCACUGAGAGCUGUAGGAAACAUUGUAACAGGCGAUGACAUCCAGACACAGGUUGUUCUAAAUUGCUCUGCCCUGCCAUGUCUCCUACACUUAUUAAGCAGUCCCAAGGAAUCCAUUCGCAAGGAGGCGUGCUGGACUAUCUCAAACAUCACUGCUGGAAACAGAGCUCAGAUACAGGCAGUCAUAGAUGCAAACAUCUUCCCAGUGCUAAUAGACAUAUUGCAGAAAGCAGAGUUUCGCACAAGGAAGGAAGCUGCUUGGGCGAUCACAAAUGCCACAUCAGGAGGAACUCCAGAACAGAUCAGGUACCUGGUAAACCUGGGCUGCAUCAAGCCGCUGUGCGACCUGCUCACAGUCAUGGACUCCAAGAUCGUGCAGGUGGCUCUCACCGGCCUGGAGAACAUCCUCCGUCUGGGGGAGCAGGAGUCCAAGCAGAAUGGCAGCGGGCUGAACCCCUACUGCAGCCUCAUCGAGGAGGCUUACGGUCUGGAUAAGAUUGAGUUCCUCCAGAGCCACGAGAAUCAGGACAUCUAUCAGAAAGCCUUCGACCUGAUCGAGCAUUACUUCGGUGUGGACGAGGAGGACCCCAGCCUGGCACCACAGGUGGACGACAACCAGCAGCAGUUCCUGUUCCCACAGCAGGAGGCCCCCAUGGAGGGCUUCCAGCUAUAACGCCCGUCUGAAAAUGAGGAAAUAAUAAUGAUUAAUAAAAAAAUUGAAAUUCACUAGCAGCCGGAGCCAUGAGACAACCACCAUCCAUCGACCAGUAAAAUCAGAAGAGGUUUGAACCCCCUCUCCCCCAAAAAAAUCCUCCCCACUCACAAAAAAAAAGAAAACUUAAAUAUUUAUCUGCUUGACUAUUGUUCACUAGAGCAAUAGUAUUUGAUUUACAAGUGGGGGGAGGAGAUUAAACCAUUUUUUUCCCCCCAUUUGUUUUUGUUGAUUUGGAUACCUAUUCUGCCUUUAAAAAAAAAAAAAGUGAAUUUAGUGAUGAACUGAAUAAUCUAAUCUUGAGUUUUCAUGUCUUUAAACUUAAGAACAGAAAGUCUGGCAGUAAAACAAGGAAUUCAAGCGUUAGACAUGGUCAAUGGGCAGAGAAAUUCUCUAGACAGGUACUUCCCUGCGUUUGGUAAAAAAUAGGGGUUGAGAUUUUAGAGUGAAAUUUAUGGCCUUCUGUUGGAUUGAGCAGAUUUUUUUUAUUUGUCAGUAUCAUAUUUUGUUUGUCUCUUAAAGAAAGCCACUGUAAACACAGCUCUCAAAGUGUUCAGAACAUUUUCUAUUCAAUAACAGGCUCCGCUGCAAGGACUUCAGCAGCCGUAUUGCUAUUUUAGAACUGUACGCUUUUCAAGCAGAAAGGUGGCAUACUGUAGAAUUGGCACUGGCUUUCAAAGGAGCUCAUUUGUUGUUUUGCUACUGAUCCUAACAGCACGCUGAAGUUUUUGGAUAUGUUGAAAACUUAAGUUUACUUGAUCGGGUUUAAUUUAAGCAGUGUUUUUUGGUUACAGGGAGGGUGGGUUAAGUGGGUACCUGGGAAAAUGGUUCUAGAGAAAAAAAUAUAUAGCCAACAGCUGAUCAAAGCUGGUGAAGUAGAUAUAAUGUAAGUUGUGUGCUGUGUUUUAAUAAUAACAAUUUAAGAAAUAAAAUUAAAAUGCAGUAAAAAGUGCCUGCUUGAGUUCUCUGGUCUUGCAUCGCCCCACAGCACUGGAUUAUGUACAUUUCUGAAACUAAACUUAUUUUUUAUAUAUAUCUCUCUAUAUAGUCUUGAUUCGGCUUAAAAGUUGCGAGAUUAGAGGCUAAUGUAAAUAAAAAUCUGUGGUGUGCGGACCUCGGAACAUCAGUCAGUGCACUUUUUUGAGUUUUGCAUGGUGUUAAUAUAUUCAAGACACGUCGUGUUACCUCCCUUGCCAAAUACCUGGUGGUGAACGGGCUUAAGAUGCAGUGUCAGCCAUAUGAAGGAACACUUUAUAGUUUCCAUUGUGUAGCAUUUCAAUAUCAAAAUCUGCAUUUAUCUGCUGCAUUUAGGGUACAUUUAAGCUAAUUUAGUCUGAACACUAAAUUUACAUUUAAGAAAAGAGACAUUUUGUAGGGGUUGGUUGGUUGGUUGGUUGAUCUGCUAGAUGCUUUUGUAAUGAAAUUGGAAGAAUAGCCUCAAUUUAUAAAUUAAACAUUUAGGCUCCAAAGUUGUUACUUUUAUAUUUCUACUUCCUCCUUGGGAACAGAGGUUUGAAAUAAGAGAGCAACUGGACAUGUGCAGAACCUGCAAGUAAUGAUGGGAAUUGUAGUUUUAAGAUGGUAUUGAUUUUGGUGGGCCCUACAUGAUCAGAUAUUCAUUUUACUUUGGGUCGGUCCUUGAGGGUGUAGCUGCUUUCAUGUCAUGGCCAGGUAGGAUUACUAACGUACUAGGCAGGCUGGAGCCCUGAAUAUACCACAGCUUCUUACCAUGCAAAAUCUAACCUGAAAUGGUUGUCUGGAUCCUUCUAGCAGGUAUUAGAUUAAACGUGAGAGGGUCAAGGUGACCUUUCAUUACUGGUUGGAUAACUUCUCUAAAGAAUCUGGAUAGUUCAAGUUACCUUUAGCUGGAGCCUGAUUGCUCAGAUUCCUACUAUUUUGGUACCAAAUCUCAGCAAGGUACAGUGCAAAUACCCAGUCCACAAAGGGACUGAAGAGAGGUGUCUGUAGGGGUGGAAUAAACGUCCGCUAACGUGGGAUUUGCUGCCGCACCUAGAAAAAAGGAACAAGUCAAUUUGCCAAGCCGAACUUUUAGGUAAACACUGUGAAUCUGUAUUGAGUCAGGGUGGAGGGUGCACUUCACAAACUAGUUUUCAGAUCAGUUCCCCCCCAGGAGUGAUACGAACACUCCCUGUAAUAAACUGAUGCUUGGUAAAUCAUGUUCCAGAAAGUUUAGGGUUUAGCCAGUGCUUCCAGUUUUGAGGGAUCUAACAGAAAUUGACCUGACCACAUCUACAAAACUGUUCUUGAGAUUCCUGACUAAUGUAUGGGCUCCCAAUUCAGAAGCACAGGAGCUUUUACAGGAACCAGGUACAGAUGAAGCUUACAAACUGAGGGAGGGGAAUUCUCUGAAAAAAAUCAUUUAAGUAAUUGAUUUAUUGGUAUGCAGUAGUUAUUUGCUUUGCAUACUUUUUUUAUGUAGCAAAUUAUACAGUAAAAAAAGAGGACAAUCAAAUUGUUCUUUUAAAACUCAAUUUCAGAAUGUGUAGUCUACCUUUGGGAUGAAGGAGCAGCGCUUGCUGUAAAUUUCUACAUGUUGUAUUCUGUUUGUAUAAAUGUGCUGGCUAAUCCAAGCUUUGGCAAGGGACAUGUUCUUAAAUUUUAUGAAACAGACAGACAGAUGUAACACAAUUUGCACACACCACUGCAGACAUGACCAGCAGACACUUCACACACCACGGCCUGGAUUCACUCAGAAAUCAUAGUGGUGUCCUAGCUGUUAUAAAGCAUUGUUAUGGCUCUGCUGUAAUUUAUUUGAAUUCAGGCCUGAGACAUUCUUAUAACACUAGAGGAAAAUAGCUUCCAUGAUACAGAUCAGAAGGACAAGUGCUUCAAAAGCAAUUAUAUGUCUACUUUUCUAUUGCUAUUUUUGAUAUACAUUUCUCUAGAUGCUCAUAAUUGAUUUCUCCAGCAAUUCUUGCAGUUCUGGUAAAUGCAUUAUUAAGCUGCGAUUGUGAGACAAAAUGCACUUUGAACUUUUAUUUUGAGUUCAGCGCAUUUUAGGGUUUUUUUUUUCUCUUUGGAAGGGGGUGUCCUUUUCCAAAAUGACUUGGUAAAAGUUAAAAACCACAAGAGUUGAGUCUUUUUCAUAUUACCUCUGAAUUUAAAAAAAAAAAAACCUGUGACUUUGAAUUUUAAAGUGUUUGAGGAGUGCUCUCAUGCUCCCUGUACUCGUGGGAUUAAAUUGUGGAAGCGUUUUUCUCUACCUCUGCCAUUGCAACGGCUUUGCGUUCGAGGGCAGACCAAUCGCACAUCCGACUGGUGUGACACUGACUGACCGGAGCUGUGUGAGGGGGAGAGAUUGUACUGUACACUUCCAUUCACUUCAGAGCCAAUAGCAUUUCUCUCUGGUGUUCCCUUUACAUUAAUACGAGGUGGGGCAGGAAACCAAGUUGCUGGGUGUGGUUUGACACUUUCAGGAACAUGAUACAAUACAAGUGAUAGCCAGCUUUGCCAGUAUCAGAUUCAGUAUCAGAAUCCUGCCACUGUUUAGGUAAAGUGGGUCUUUUCUCUAUGUCCAGGUUAGAUCUAGAGAUGCAUGCAGAGAAGGGGCUAGAACAAUGACUAAAGUCCUGUAUCUGUAAAGCUUACUUGGCUUCUGUGAUUGGUUUUCUGCGUUCCUCUAUUGAGUGUUUUAUUGGUGGCAGCUGUUGAUCAGCGAUGUUUGUUUGACCUUUCUUGGUGCCAGAGAGCAGCUUUAAUUAAAGGGCACUCUGUAGAUCCUGUAGUUAGGUUUAGUUCCCUUUUCAUAAAUUGAAGCGAACCAGGGUAGGCAGGUAAGGACCUGGUACCAGUCAUGACUAUUGGGGUCCUUGUACUUCUACACCAGGCUGUAUCUUUUACAUACCAGAUUUCUCAUCUGUGAAUGGGUGGCUAGAUCAUUUUCUGCUUUGUUGUCUGCCAGGAAGAACAAUGCACCAAGAAUUGCAGUAAAUACUUGACCUUACAAGUCCAAACAUCCUUCUAAAAUUCAAUCAGUCAACCAGGCACUGGAGUUGGUGUUCUCUGUUAGCUGCAAAAGGACUGCGUGCUUUAGAAUGAGGACUGGAAGAAUAAACAUGUGACAUGAUACAUGACCAAGUCAAGAAGAUAAAUGUUUAGACCAAAUGGCCUCCUUUUAUAUAAAUUGGUUUAUUUCUGUGACUAUCAUUGCAUGUAUUUUAAGAAUCAAAACCCUUUGUUACUCUGAUUUUUAGUUUUGCAUCUUGAGCCCUUUUGCAGUGAACAUCAUCAGCCUAGAACUCUGUGCUCCCAGUUCAGCGAUUUGCCAUCAUAAGCUUCAAAACAUGCCAACUAUGCAAAAUGCAAUUCGAUCGAGACCUUCUGACAAGGGUCCCCAUCUUUUGAUUUUUUUAUAUAUUCCAGUCUCUUUGUCUAUAGGUGAUUUUUGUACAGUUUUUCUACUAUUUUGAUGUAAAGUAGUUUGGCUAAAGUUUUGAUUUAGUCUGAAUUGGAGCUGAUCAACAGGUGUAAACAAAUACUGUUUUGAGGGUGAACAGUUCUGCAGAUAAAAUGAGGAAAUAUUUAAAAUAGUAAACAAAAGGGAAAAAAAAAGCUGCUUCAUUUGUUUGGGCAACAGUUUCUGUAGGAUUAAAGCACUAGUUUUAAAUCUGAGGUCAAAUGUAAGACGAACAUUUUGGCUGACCUUCAGCCACGAUGAAGACAUUGGUCUGAACGGCUGUCUUCUUUACUUCGGAGUUGAUCUGAUGAAUGUAUACCUCUCCGGGGUAAGCCAGGGUGUGUCCCGGUUGAGUAUAGGAUGACCCUCGUAGUUUCAGUCCGACCAAAAUUUGGACCCAAGUUUACUGCACCUGUAGCUUUUUUUUUUUUUUUUUUUUUUUUUAAAUCUAUUUAUAAGAAGAGUGAAACAAAAAAAAUAUCAUUACAAAAUAAAAAAAGAAAGCAGGCGCUGCUCUGUUCACUAAAGUGCCAAUCCGGCCAUCAAAUGCCCUGGAGGGCUGUCUUUGUAUCUUCUUGGUCUUUUAUGACUUUUUUUUUUGUUUGUUUUACUUGAAUGUGCGCAAAUUGUGUGCAAACAUUGCAGCUUGUGGUAUAUUACCUUAACCAAUCCUUACAUUUACUUGGCUACAUUCAAGCGUCAUCCUUUACUAUUCUUGCACUAAAGUUUAUUUUCUUUAUUGGAUCAGGACAGGAGAAAUAGAAUUGGACGGGCAAUAACUUUGAGUCUUCAGCAUAUUCCAGGCCAGCAAGGCCAUGGUGUGUUUAUUCAAGUUCUGGUGAACUAUAUGGGUUCCUCUUCAGCAGGCAACACACUGUUUUAAUACACUUUGUAGCUGAAUUAAGAUAUUUAGGAUUGUGUGGCACACGUUCAGCUGCUGUUGUCUUUAGAAUACGUGUGUAAAGUAAUGGUGGGCUUUUCAAUGUUUCAGAUACCCAUUUUACAUUCAGCCAAUUCAUUCCCAGUUCCAUACACCGGAUUUCUAGGAUGUGUGGUGGAGUAAUUCCACAGUACUCUGCCCUGGCGUCUCGACUGUACUAAUUCUACUAAAAGUUCUCCAGUUCUACAAGAUUUGGCGUUGAUUUAAAGAACUGGAAUAGGGAAUGAAGAAAUGAUUUGAUUAGUUUUCGGUUGCAUUCGAAACAUUGUUAUUAUAACUGCAACAGCUGCAGUUUUGCAGAUGAAGUAUAAUGAUCAACUCAAUAGACUGCCAUAACUGUGAAUAAAUGCACUAUUUGGUAUUUUUCCAGGUAAAUAAAAGUAUAUUGGCUUGUUGAAAUUUAAGAUGCUCCCUGCGUUUCAAGGAAUUGUUUCAGGUUAUUGAACGUUGGAUAUGUUCUACAAAUCUGAGCAAAAAAAAAAAUGCAAAUAAUUGAAUAACCUGAUGAAAAGCAAAUCAAAAAGUGCAUUUAAACAGUAGCCCUUAAUCUGUGGAAACAGCUAA
Acipenser ruthenus (sterlet) is the source of this 7755-nucleotide messenger RNA. RefSeq names its product importin subunit alpha-7. Gene Ontology annotation, cellular component: cytoplasm; nucleoplasm; nucleus. The transcript has 14 exons. Gene Ontology annotation, molecular function: nuclear import signal receptor activity; protein binding. Bases 182 to 1795 code for a protein of 537 amino acids. The record is from RefSeq and is a predicted model, not a curated record. NCBI's taxonomy places the organism in Eukaryota, Metazoa, Chordata, Actinopteri, Acipenseriformes, Acipenseridae. Gene Ontology annotation, biological process: NLS-bearing protein import into nucleus.